This is a messenger RNA of Saprolegnia diclina VS20, 2029 nucleotides long. RefSeq lists its product as hypothetical. Bases 61 to 1845 code for a protein of 594 amino acids. The transcript has a single exon. The record is from RefSeq and is a predicted model, not a curated record. NCBI's taxonomy places the organism in Eukaryota, Oomycota, Saprolegniomycetes, Saprolegniales, Saprolegniaceae. Gene Ontology annotation, molecular function: protein binding.
GUGGAAUCAUCCUUUUUGCAGCGCCCACGUACACUGCACCCACCCUGUCGUUUGGCUGCAAUGUCCACUGCCGAAACACUGGCGACCGGCGACGCUCCCGGCGACCCCGCGUCCAGUCGCCUCGAGGCAGCGCCCGAUUGCGUGAGCGUCGACCUACAUACCUCCCACGCAUUGGUUCCCCCCAAGCACCAACCAAGCAACACAAGAAACGCUGAGUAUGGCUCGCUGCGCGUCUUUCUCCGGCUCGUUCAAGUGUCACCGCCAAUGCGACUCCAGCUACUCCUCGAUGCCGCCAAAGACCUCGCGUCGACGCACGACCAAGGUUUGUUUCACGGUGACGUGUCAUGUGCAACGAUUGGUGUCUGCGAUGCGAUCGGUGGCGGCUAUAAGGCCAGCCUGAGUGCCCCCCGUGACCUCCAGAUCGAGGACAAGAUGCGUCUGGCCGAUGCGCAGACCGCCGAUCUGUGUGCGUUUGGCAGUUGUCUGAUCGAAGCCUUCCGUGGUUUGGUCGACGCGAAAAUGGAUCUCAGUGACCGCAGGCCCGAGACGAUGCCCGUGGAUCUCUGGACGCUGGCCAAUGGCUUGACUUGUCCGCCACUCUCAGAGCGAAAAUCGAUCGCCAAUGUCAUCGUCACACUCGAUGCAAUGGUCCAGCAGACCCAAACACGAACGACGUACAUCUUGGACGACGUCAGCACUGGGAAGGACAGUGCUGCGCCAAGACGACAGCGUCGCAAGAGGCUCUAUGGCCUUGGGCUAUUGGUCGCUGCUCUUAUUUGCAUCAUUGGACUCUGCGUUGCGUUCAUCCCGUCGUCGAACGAAGCGACAUCAACCUCGAACGCGCCGGCGCCCACGACGUCGACUGUGACGACACCCACGCCGACGCCUGCGUCGACACCGCCACCGGUCGCCAACCGAUCGUACACCGUGUCAACGUUUGUAGGCAAUGGCGUCAUCACCAAUUUUACUUCGCUAGCGAGCCUCACUGGCGACGCAUAUUCACUGUUCGUCGCCGACAGUUCAAGUUCCAUCAUGCGCAUCGAUCUCGCCAGCAAUAAACUGACGCCGUUGGCAGGCUCGGCAAGCUCGACGGGGUUUCUCAACGGCGUCAACGCAAGCGCACGCUUUUCGUACAUUGGCGGCCUCGCGCACGCUUCCGACGGAACGCUGCUCGUGGCCGACGCUGGUAACAACGCUGUGCGCACGGUGGACCCGAACGGUGUCGUCGCCACCUUGGCUGGUACCGGUGCCACGGGCAGUGCUGACGGUAGCGCUAGUGCCGCCACGUUUUAUGGACCAAUGGGCAUUGCCGUUGGCACCAACCGUGUUCUUGUCGCCGACGCGUACAACGCCAAAGUGCGGUCGAUCAGCGCCGGCACUGUCUCAACGUUCUCGGGGCCCGGCGCCGUUGGUUUAGCAUCGAUACCAACCUACAAUUACCCGCUUGGGGUUGCACAGGCGCCGUCGGGUGUUGUGUAUGUCACGGACGGCAACCUCGUACGCAAGAUUGGUCUCGACGGCAGCGUCACCGACAUUGGCAGUGGCACGGCGGGCCACGCCGACGGCCACGGUGCGAGCGCCGCCUUCAACGAACCCAAUGGUAUUGUGGCCGACUCCGAUGGCAUUGUGUACGUGGUCGACGGCCUCAACCAUUGUAUCCGCGCGAUCGAUACCGAUGAUAACGUCAUCACGAUCGCGGGGACGCCCGGCGUCUCCGGUGACGUCAACGGCGCGGGCAACUCCGCCACGUUCAACUAUCCCACGUACAUUUAUGUCGAUGCAUCCGGCGCUCUCUACGUCACGGACUCCGUCAGCUUGAGCGUGCGACGGCUCGUGUAUACCUAAAUAUUCACAACGUUGCGUCUCCAUAGCGAACGCUCAAUAAUGUUGUCGUGGCAGUGGAUACGGGUACCGACCAGGUACAGUAUACGACAUUUUCUGCCCGUGUACCUACCGAUGUUUUUCCCACGGCUGGUCGCGCUGACGGCAACGGUGCGAGCGCCACGUUCGACAGCCCCUCCGACCUCGC